AUGGCGGACGCAGCGGCGCCGGGACUCGGGCAAACGGUGUGCGUGACCGGUGCCGGCGGGUACAUCGGCUCGUGGAUCGUCAAGCUCCUUCUGUACAGAGGCUACACCAUCAGAGGAACCUUGAGAAACCCUGAGGAUGCCAAGAACGCGCACCUGAGAGAGCUCCCUGGCGCGGCGGAGAGGCUGACGUUGUGCAGGGCCGACCUUCUCGACGGCGGCGCGCUGAGGGCGGCCGUCGCUGGCUGCCACGGCGUGUUCCACACCGCGUCGCCGAUGACCGACGAUCCAGAGAAAAUGCUGGAGCCGGCGGUGAGGGGCGCACGUUACGUGAUCGAGGCCGCGGCGGAGGCCGGCACGGUCCGCCGUGUGGUGCUGACGUCCUCGAUUGGAGCGGUCACCAUGGAUUCCAACCGCGCGCCGGACGCCGUGGUCGAUGAGUCGUGCUGGAGCGAUCUCGAGUUCUGCAAAGAGACCAAGAACUGGUACUGCUAUGGGAAGGCGGUGGCGGAGCAGGCGGCGUGGGAGGCGGCGGCGAGACGUGGGGUGGACCUGGUGGUGGUGAUCCCGGUGCUGGUGCAGGGCCCGGCGCUGCAGCCGUCGGUGAACGCCAGCCUCACGCACGUGCUCAAGUACCUCAACGGCUCCGUCAAGACCUACGCCAACGCCGUGCAGGGGUACGUCCACGUCCGCGACGCCGCCGACGCGCACGUCCGCGUCUUCGAGGUCCCAGACGCCGCCGGCCGCUACAUCUGCUCCGACGCCGUGCUCCAUAGGGAGGACGUCGUCAGGAUCCUCCGCGAGUUCUUCCCAGAGUACCCCGUCCCCGACAGGUGCUCCGAUGAGGUGAACCCAAGGAAAGCGCCGUACAAGAUAUCCAACCAGCGGCUGAGGGAGCUAGGCCUGGAGUUCACUCCGGCGGCGCAGGCCCUCUACGAGACAGUCAUAUGCUUUCAGGACAAGGGCGUCCUCCCCGUCUCUGCUGGCCCGUCGUCUCUGUAG
Messenger RNA from Miscanthus lutarioriparius, 999 nucleotides. Lineage: Eukaryota; Viridiplantae; Streptophyta; Magnoliopsida; Poales; Poaceae. The record is from the annotation of a GenBank genome assembly.